Molecule: messenger RNA, 6247 nt
Organism: Cydia pomonella (codling moth)
Lineage: Eukaryota; Metazoa; Arthropoda; Insecta; Lepidoptera; Tortricidae
Gene: subdued
Product: anoctamin-1
Exons: 21
Coding region: 1046-4006 (986 amino acids)
Biological process (GO): chloride transmembrane transport
Cellular component (GO): plasma membrane
Molecular function (GO): protein dimerization activity; chloride channel activity
Source: RefSeq, a predicted model, not a curated record
CUGACUCGCCAGUUGUAAACCAUGCGCUCGCCCUGUGCACUCGUCACUCGUGGCAAGCCGACGCUGCAAAGUUCAUACUACAUACAUUGCCACCAUUUGGUUGUAUGUUUAAGUUAAAUGGCUGGUAAUCUGCUUGUUUUUAAUAACGAAAGCCGAUCUUCCUCCCCAAUAAGUCAUCAUUUAGAAGUGGUAUAAGAAUCUAAUCAUAUUUUCGAAUGAAAUGCAAUAGCGCACGUCGCAAAUUCCAAAUUGUCACUGGGACAUUUUGUUGUCUUGUAACUGUGCUUGUUAAGGUUCCGUUCAUGGGAAACUCAUACCGAUACCGGUCAGCCAUCUUAAAUGACGGUUAAGUUCAACUAUCACAUGUUGUUUCCAUCGAAUGCUAAUAAAAAUGUAGGUGAGUAAAGUAUAGUUAAAUAUUGUUUGCAAGGUGGGGCAGACAUGUACACGGCGGCGAAGUAAUUGUAGUAAUUACUUGCGGGUAGUUCAGUCGCUUUACGGUUUUGACAUGCAAAUCCCCCGUGAGCCUAUACUCACGAUAAUUAUGCCGUUAAACAGUAAUGCUGUAGCACAAUGUUCUUGUUUUGAGUGCGCGCCAGUCUUGUAACUCGGGCACCGGCAAAUUCAUUUAUUUAAGUAGUGCUAAACAUAGAUUAUAUUAUUUUCCAGUUCGUGUUUCAAUAAUAAUGCAGAUACACUGUUCCUUUUGCACUCUGUUUCUGAUCGUGACUUUUUGAACUGCUUUUUUCUGUGAAUUCGCUUUAAUUACCAUACCUGAAAUCGAAUUAGAACUGUACACAGGCAGUGCAGAUAAGCAAGUACACAUAACAGCUAUGAUCACUUAGCAAACAUACAUGAGUCAGUCUUAUAACGAAAGAAGUGCCAAGGUCAUAGAUCGUUCUUCUUCACUCAGUGGUGAUAUUUGUGAAGUGAAACAAAUUAUAAUGUUGUAAGUAAUAAUUAUACAAUGUGAGAGCAGCAAUCAAUUGGAAUCUAAUUAGCUGGAUAGAAGAAUUCUGUCAAGGAGAAAGAAACGCAACAGAAGAUGGGCGAUCUGCGCGCGAUGUCGGUGCUCAGCACGUACCGGGACGACAUGUCACAGGACAUGAACACCGACCGAGACAACGGUAGCGAAGCGUCCACCCGCGCCGCAGAGGCCUGCGCGUGCGGCGAGCCCGCUUUGCCCGACGUCUCCGCCACUGGCAAUGGCAAACACACUGCCAACCAUUGCUCCAUCGUCAUGGGUGGAAUACAGAAUAACCCCUCUCUGACGUUCAACGAUCAUGUCCGAUCCGUCGACUUUGUGCUGGUGUGGGAAGCCGGUAAGGAGGACGCCUCCAGGCCCGAGGCAUACGAACAGCGCCGUGUCUUUCAAGACAACCUGGAAAAGGAAGGUCUGCAGCUAGAGUCAGAGGCACCGGCGAACUUGCACGGACUGAAUUUUAUUAAGAUCCACGCGCCACUUUCGGUUUUAAGAGAUUAUAGCGAAAUAUUAAAACUUCGAAUGCCAAUGAAGGAAUGCAGUAAGAUUCGAAAAGGUGGGAAGACGAAUGCGAUACUGAAUGCUGCAAUGUAUAUGUCUAAGUUUUCAGCGCUGAAAGAUGUGUCGGAGAAGACAAAUAGUUUUAUAGACCGAAUAGAGGCGGGGUGGGACCGCGUCAUGUCAAAGAUUCGCGUGGACCCUGUCAAGUUUCCGGAGCGAAAGCACCGCCUCACGGCCAUAUACUCAAAGGACAAAGAAUAUCUGUUCGACACGUCGGCGGAGUGCUUUUGGACGCCGUCGAUCCGGUCGCGCAUCGUGCAGUUCAUCCUCGACCGCAAGAGGUUCUCCGAAGCCGAGAACGAUGAGUUCGCGUUCGGCAUCGCCCGGCUCAUAACUAAUGGCACUUACAGCGCGGCUUAUCCAUUGCACGACGGCGACCUGAAGACGCCGGGAUCCAUGCGGCACCUACUCUAUACGGAGUGGGCGAGCGUCUCCAAAUGUCUCAAAUAUCAACCGUUAGACUAUGUUAAAGACUAUUUCGGCGUCAAAAUAGGGUUGUACUUCGCGUGGCUCGGCUUUUACACCAACAUGCUGAUCCCGGCAUCUCUCGUGGGGCUAAUUUGCUUCAUAUACUCGGCUGCUACCGUGUACCAAAACAGUCCGAGCGAGCAAGUAUGCAACUAUAACUCGUCGAUUAAGAUGUGCCCGCAGUGCGACUACUACUGCGACUACUGGGACCUGAAGACCACUUGCCUCCAGGCCCGGAUCACUUAUCUAUUCGAUAACCCUACCACUGUAUUUUUCGCCAUUUUCAUGAGUUUUUGGGGGGCGUGUUUCCUGGAGCUGUGGAAGCGCUACUCGGCGGAGAUGACGCACCGCUGGGACCUCACCGGCUUCGACGUGUACGAGGAGCACCCGCGCCCGCAGUACCUCGCGCGCCUCGCGCACGUGAAGCGGACACAGCUGAACGUGGUGACAGGGCAGCGCGAGCCGAUGGUCCCGUUCUGGCGCAUGCGGCUGCCCGCCACCCUCAUGUCCUUCAGCGUGGUGGCGCUGCUCGUGCUGCUGGCGUUGGCCGCCGUGCUCGGCGUCGUGCUCUACCGCAUGUCGCUGCUCGGCGCCAUCGCGCUGCGCCACCACGACAACGUGCUCAUCACGCACAACCCCAUCAUGUUCACCACCGCCACGGCGGCCUUCAUCAACUUGUUCCUUAUAUGCAUUUUUAACUACAUUUACCAAUGCCUGGCCGAGUGGCUGACGGAGAAGGAGCUGCUGCGAACGCAGACUGAGUUCGACGACUCGCUGACGCUGAAGAUCUACCUGCUGCAAUUCGUCAACUACUACGCGUCCAUCUUCUACAUCGCCUUCUUCAAGGGCAAGUUCAUCGGCCGCCCCGGUGCUUACAACCGCUUCUUCGGACAGAGACAGGAGGAGUGCUCGCCCGGCGGCUGUCUGCUGGAGCUGUCCAUCCAGCUGGCCAUCAUCAUGGUGGGCAAGCAGUUCAUCAACACGGUGGUCGAGAUGCUCAUGCCCUAUUUGCUCAAGUGGUGGUACAUCAUACGCACCAUCGGAAGGAAAAACCAGAUUAAAAGUCCUUUGCAGUGGGUGAAAGAUUUCAAACUGGUCGAUUUCGGUAACAUGGGUCUUUUUCCGGAAUAUUUAGAAAUGGUGUUACAGUACGGUUUCGUGACGAUCUUCGUGGCGGCGUUCCCGCUGGCGCCGCUGUUCGCGCUCAUCAACAACGUGCUGGAGAUGCGGCUGGACGCCAAGAAGUUUCUGUCGUGCUACCGCCGCCCCGUGCCGCAGCGCGUCAACGACAUCGGCGUCUGGUACCGCAUCCUCGACUCUAUCGGGAAACUAAGCAUCAUCACUAACGGCUUCAUAAUCGCGUUCACGUCGGACUUCAUUCCCCGCCUGGUGUACCAAUUCGCGAACGCGGGCUCGCUGGAGAACUACGUGAAUCACACGCUGGCCGACUUCAACGUCACCGUGCUGGAGCACGUGCCGCCCAACGCCAGGGACAGCUACAACGAGACCACGUGCAGCUUCCCGGGCUACUGGCACUCGGGCGACGACCACAACUACGAGCGCAGCAACCUCUACUGGCACAACAUGGGCGCUAGACUCGCAUUUGUCGUCGUUUUUGAGAACGUGGUGGCCCUGGUGAUGAUAAUAGUGCGGUGGGCGAUCCCGGACAUGUCGGGCGACCUGCGCGACCGCAUCCGGCGCGAGGCCUACGUCAUCAACAGCUUCAUCCUGGAGGAGACGCGCGCGCGCUCGCUGCCGGAGCGCGCGCGCUCCUCCGCCUCCGCGUGCGCGCACGAGCCCGCGGCCGCGCCCUCGCCCGCGCCAGGCGACGCCUGCGCCAGGCCUCCAGAUGAGGGCGAGCCGACGUGGAACCACCUGCUGUCGUCGUCGCUGUCGGGGUCGGAUUUCGACCUGGCGGCGCACGGCGACCACCAGGCGCUGCGCGCCAUCACGCAACCGCCGCCCACCUCGCAGCCGCCGCCCGCGCACGUCUAGUCAAGCGCGACACAACUACCCAUGGAUAGCGGAAGACUACUUUACCUUUUUCUUCUGUCUACUUUAACUUUUUCCGGUCAUAUCCACUGAGUUAGAAUGUAGGUUCGACUUACCGCUUGCGUACGCAACGUCAAGGACAAGUACAUCAACGCACGCAAACUUGUGUUGCAAUGUAACCGAGCCUGAGAUAACAGUGGAAAUAUUUCGCUGUAACUUAUAACGUUUUGGUAAACUUUUACAAGAUUAACUUUUUACUAACGUUUAUUUAUGAAAUAAGUAGAAUUUACCCUGAGUGUAUUAAGCGGAUCAAUGAUUAGUAACCAAGGUAAACAUUUUGUACGUACUACCUGUCCUUAUUAUGUGUCGAUCAUGACGUAACUCUAUGGUGUUGCGACAUUACUCAGUAAUCUUCACCAUCCGUAUUAUACAAAAUGUCCACAUCACAUAUUCUAGAAAAUAAUCUAUUUUUAACCGAAAUGAAACUAUGGAAACUAUGAUCUAAAUAAAAAGCAUAAGCACAAUUGAUUUAUAGCUAAAUUAAUAAAAACAAUUUCUCCAUGAUUUUAAAUCGACGUUCGAGUUGCAAUAAAAUAAAAUGUUAAACUUCCAUGGAAGUAAUUACAGGUUGUAGCUCAGUAUAAAUAGGGAUGCUGGCGUGUAAAGACACCCGCUUAAGGUGCAGUGAGUUCAGGUCCUUCUCCGAACGCAGCUCGCUGAGCACUGAGCGGACGGCCGUGCGUGCCCGGCAUAUCAUUGUUAUUGAAUAAAAAUAAUCGAUGAGUGCGUUCAAAAUUAAAAUUACGCAUUUUUGGUUAUUUGCUGAGUUAUCAUGUUAAUAGCUUUUGUGCAAAAAUAGUUACAAAUUAUUAACAGUGCGUUUAGUUGUUAUAUCAGUUUUGGAAUCGAUGAAGUUACUAGAAAAAGGUCAUAAGAUUGUAACUCACAUUUUUUGGCAACCGUAGGUACUCUGCUGGCUGAACGCACUGCACCCUAAGAGUAAUUGUGAUGAAAAACAUCUUAAACCGAACCUUGUAAUACGAAAAUUAAUUCGCAAAUAACAGAAUCUCGAGACAAAUUAAACUUUAAAUGUUUUAGCAUUAGAGUUAUAAUUUAUAAUAUAUUUUAUUUUCUAUUUGUGUAGUUUAUCAAUGUAGUAAGUUAGUAAAUUACAAUGUGUAAUGUUAAUAAUUUAUUAUGAACUUCGCCAAAGAAAUGCCCAUAAACAAGAACCCAGGCACAGGAGUUUAUCGCGCACAUAUUUAAUUUUAAUAUUUUUAUAAAUGAGCCGAAACGUAACUUACAGUCUCGAACGGUUUUCUCUCUGUUGUCUUGCUUGAAGCGAAGGAUAGUUAUACGUAUUUAUAUUAAUUGUUGUUUUCAAUUCACGACUGUACAAAUUUUGAAUAUUGGUGCAAUUAUAGAUUGUAGGCAUCGCAUUUAAAUACAUGUUGUGAUUCAUGGUCCUUAAUGCUAAUCCAACGUUGAUACCAGAACUAACGGUUACUUUCGGGAUUUUAGAAAAAUAAUGUGUCAAGGUACUACUGUAGGACAAACUUCUUUAAAAUUAUUACGUUUCAAAUAACAUUUGCACAGUCUGUGCUAUCCAAAUUACUGCAGAGUUAGCCUGAUUUGACUCUAUUUAAUGAAGUGACAUACGAGCGAGUCUCAGACCACCUCAACGACUAGACGGAGCACGUAAGACAAUUGAGGUCACCACACAUGGGGCGCUCAUGGGCCUUACAAAUUUAGUAUGGUUUUGCACACAAUUACGACCAGUACUAAUGAAAUAAUCUUUAGGAGUAUAUCGGGGCAGUACAUAAUAGUAUUUUACAAGUAAAACUGUGCCUACGUGUGGUAACCUCGUGAUGUUUGCAAACGCUUCAUAAUACGGUGUCUGUGUGGUCUGUGGAGCGAGUUCAUAAGCAUUAUAAACAACUUCAAACGUAUAUGUUAUUUUACUUUCUAUAUAAUUUUAAACACGUGUAGGUAAUAGUACAGUCAGACGCAAUAAUAUGUAUCGAGAGAAUCUUCUCAUAAAUAUGGUACUACGCUCUUAUUACACUGGAAUAAGAUGCUAUGGGACAUAUUUUUGAGUAAGAUGUGUACACCCAUAUUUUUACACUUGACUGUUCCAUACACGGCCAUAUUAGUCAAGAGGUGAACCAUAAAAAUACUCUUUAUUCAUUGGUAUUUUUUUGUGCCUAUGCAUAAAAUUGAAAUAAAGACUAUAAUGAAUCUCAA